AUGGCUGAAGCUGAAGUACUGAGCCUGCCUCGUGGAGCUGCAAACCACACGAAGCGGCUGCAGCUGUGGGAGGGUAUGUACUGCCCAAGCCUGCGGGACACAAGCGGGAGGCUCCAGUACAGGCAGCAAAGCUCCUUCCGGUCAACAGGAGAAGAGCUCAACGGCAACCUCUUCUUCAAUCUUUCAUCUGGACAGUGGUGCUUGUUCAAUGGCACUGGGCAUGUAGGUUGCGUCGACAGCGAGGCUGAAGAGCCCACCUUCAGUGAAGACGGGAACAGGCCGAAUCUCUGGGCGGAACUUUGGGACCAAGGAAAAGCGACGCUACAACAAUGGGAGGCUGUUGCAGUCACGGUCUUUGAUGGGCAGUUCGGAGAAACUGUGUUGACCUCAGGGACUUCAAGCAAAGGGCGCCGAGCGAAGCCUCAGCUCGUGAAGUUCCAUGCUGUAAAGCCGACGGUGCCCGUGGAGUGCAAGGAGCCAGUCCCGAACUGGGACUCAGUUGGGAAGACGCUCAAUCCAGAGAACCCCUGCUACUACGUCACAGGCCAGAAGGCUGCAAGCUACAACUAUUACAAACUUGGCUCCAGCAGUGGUAUGCCAUCAUUCAGCCCUCAAGGCUAUGCGAACUGGUGGGGCAGCACAGGGUCAGACAUCUUCAACGGCCAGGGUGGUGCUGGGUUCAGCUACAACAACAUCGCAGGCUGCUGGAAGCGGGAACAGGAAAGAGCCAAAGUUCUGGAGAACCAGGUGGACACCAACAACCAGUGGACCAGUGGUCUUAAAACCACAUCAGACCUCGCGAGCAUUCCCUGUCUUGCCGUUCCAGAUGCAGCCUUGGCACCAUUUGGCGUGGGGCCUGUGGACAAGUUUGCAGGGGUAUGCAAGGGUGCGAUACAGGCCACGACAGACUCAGCCCUGGACAUCUACAAGGCUGCCUUGGACAGCUACAAAAGCAACAAAGCGAAGGAGGGCUUUACAGACUGCAGCGGUGACCAUGCUGCUCUGGCGCGGAUUUGGUGCGACCUGCACUGCGUCAAGGAGGCAGUCGUCAACGGAGACCAGGCGAUUCUGGCAUCCUUGCAGGAGGCAGUCAGCGUCCUUGACACAAACUUCGAGCGUCUCCUGGAUUACUACACCGGCCUUGUCACAGACAAGGUGGAUGGGCAGCACGAGCCUGAGCAAGGCGAGAAAGUUGAAAAAGCUCGGAGCGGUCAGGACGUGAAGUCUGCCAUCAUGUCCAAACUACUCGGAGUGCAACGCCUCACUGAAACGGUCCCGCUCACUCAAGCUGGCCUGGCGGCCUCGGAGCGUCUGCUUGAGCGAUUCCUACGCGAUCUCCGCAACCGCUCCAAUGCCCAGGAGGUGGAUGCAGGUGGCUACGUUUGGAUGCUAGGAAGAUGUCACAUGCUGGUUCCUGUUCCUGUGGUUGAUGUGAUUCUGGUCACCCGGAGCACCACCCUCAGUGCCAGUGCAGCUGUGGCAGCCAACGUCGGCAGGGCUGCAGCCGGGAUGCAGGAGCUGGCGCGCAGCAGGACUUUGGAUGAGUCGUAG
Symbiodinium pilosum is the source of this 1551-nucleotide messenger RNA. The record is from the annotation of a GenBank genome assembly. NCBI's taxonomy places the organism in Eukaryota, Dinophyceae, Suessiales, Symbiodiniaceae.